AUGUUCCUGCAGUUCUACGUCGACGAGGCGGGCGAGCGGGUCUACACCCUCAAGAAGCAGGACCCCAAGGGCGGCCCCACACUGUCUGCCCACCCACGCUUCUCCCCCGAUGACAAGUUCUCGCGCCACCGUAUUAUGCUGAAGCGCCGCUUCGGAUUGCUGCUCACGCAGCAGCCUCUGCCCGUGCUGUAA
Molecule: messenger RNA, 192 nt
Organism: Callorhinchus milii (elephant shark)
Lineage: Eukaryota; Metazoa; Chordata; Chondrichthyes; Chimaeriformes; Callorhinchidae
Product: NOP10 ribonucleoprotein homolog (yeast)
Biological process (GO): rRNA pseudouridine synthesis; ribosome biogenesis; positive regulation of telomerase RNA localization to Cajal body
Cellular component (GO): box H/ACA telomerase RNP complex; box H/ACA snoRNP complex
Molecular function (GO): box H/ACA snoRNA binding; telomerase RNA binding
Source: RefSeq, a predicted model, not a curated record